Molecule: messenger RNA, 1278 nt
Organism: Sinocyclocheilus anshuiensis
Lineage: Eukaryota; Metazoa; Chordata; Actinopteri; Cypriniformes; Cyprinidae
Product: gamma-aminobutyric acid receptor-associated protein-like
Exons: 4
Coding region: 152-520 (122 amino acids)
Source: RefSeq, a predicted model, not a curated record
UGUCGUUCGCCGCCUCCCUUGUUCCUUGUUAUUGGAUAUCCCUCCGCCCUCCGACGCAGUUAUCCAAAAGAGAAAAAACAGCAAGCUAGUUUGUAAACACCAUCCACGGCAGAUUUUCUUGGAGAUUUUUAAGAUCUCCCAGCCUGUGACAAUGAAGUUUAUGUACAAAGAAGAACAUCCAUUUGAGAAGCGACGGUCCGAAGGGGAGAAAAUCAGAAAGAAGUACCCGGAUAGAGUGCCUGUGAUCGUCGAGAAAGCUCCCAAAGCCAGAAUAGGAGAUCUGGACAAGAAGAAAUAUCUCGUCCCGUCUGACCUCACAGUGGGGCAGUUCUACUUCCUCAUUCGGAAAAGGAUCCACUUGAGGGCCGAAGAUGCCCUCUUCUUCUUUGUAAACAACGUCAUUCCUCCAACAUCAGCCACUAUGGGGCUGCUUUACCAGGAGCACCAUGAAGAAGACUUUUUCCUUUACAUUGCCUACAGUGAUGAAAGCGUCUAUGGGGAUGUUUUGCGAGAUGUGUAACCAAUUUACUUGCCCCACACUACCCUUCCUUAAAAUAAAAUGAUCAAUACGUUAGGCCACUUGAAGUGUACAUGUUGAAUGCAAUUUCAUAUCCUCCUAGUCUGUUUAUGAAAUAUUGUUUGUACUCUAUGCUGCCUGCAUAUUGUUCCUUCCUACUUAAGAGUUCCUCCCUCAGUCUUGCUUUUAGGCAGACCGGAUACAGCCUACGUCCUGGUCUGUUUCAGUAAAUUAGUGGUACUCAUAUCCGUAAAAGCUUUUUCAAUGUUCUACACUUCUCCUUUCACCUUUUCUCACUUUCCCCCAGCACCGACAUGCAUCCUGCAGUCACCUUGCUAUUCUGUCGAUCUUUAAUGUUUGGUUCGAGUUUGUUUUUUAGCCACCAUAUUUGCACAGACCAAAAUCACUGAUAAUACUGGACUAUCUUACCAUGUAAUGUGUGUGAGUGUGAGUGUGUUUGUGUACCGUUGCCAAUAAUGAUUAUUUUGAAAUGGGUUGGGGCUGCUGUUCGUUUGAAUAAGCUGGUUAAAAGAUUUCAAAAAAAUGUUUAUUUUCAUUUGACAUGUAGGAGAUUGCUUGUUUAUGUUUCAAUUUUCUUAUAAUCAUUAUUAUGAGGUUGACAAGGUUCAUGACUUGAUUGGCCUCUUUUUUUUUUUUUGUAUCAUGGAUUGGUGUGUUUUGUUCCUUUUCCCCUAAAAGCGUUAAUUGUCAUGGUCACCAAUCUUAAGCUUGCCAUAAUUAUAAACCUGAUGUAAAAAGCU